CUGCAUUAUGCCUGGAUAUCAAGUGUUUAUAGGACAUCUCGCAAACACAGUAACGAGGGAGGAUCUCGACCUAUUAUUUCGAUAUUAUGGCAAGAUUCUCGACAUUCAAAUAAGGCCUAAUUACGCGUUCGUUGAAUUUCAGGACAAGGAGGAUGCGCAAGAUGCUGUGUAUGACUUUAACGGACUUUUGUUCUUUGACCACAGAUUGGAUAUUCGAUACCGAGGAAGUAUGCGUACGGAAAUUCGAACUAAAGAAACGCGUCGAGUGAUUGUAAAGAAUCUAUCUACAAGCACCACGUGGCAGGAGUUAAAGGCAUUUAUACAAUCGACUGGUUAUAGUGCUACGUUUGCUGCUAUCUUUAUGGAUCGUUACGGUGAAGGUGUUGUUGAGUUUCGUGAUCAUAAUGAUGCACAAGAUGUAGUAGCAAGAUUGAAUAACACAGAGUUUAAUGGUCGUCCUGUUCGUCUUAAACUGGGAAAGAUGAGAAUUAGACCUGAUAUGACAAUGGAAAGAAAAGUGCGUCGUUCUGAUUCUUUUGGGGAUUCUAAAUCGGACAAUGCUGCUACAGAAAGCCCACGCAAGCGUAAAAAAGAAGAUACUUCUGACAAGGAGUGAUCUUUUUAUUAUUAUUUGAAUAAAAACAAUGGCAGCUAUUUUUACAUGUGAGCGGGAAUAAACGCGUCUCCGAGAGAUCGACAGACAGAGGGCCUAGACUUGAAAAAAACAUAAAACACUUUUUAUGUAACAAAGGGAACAAAACAACAGAAAGGGGGGUGAUGACUGUCAUCAUCACCCCUUCUCCCCUUUCCCCCCCCCCCCUUUAUUCUUUGCCAAGAUUUAUGUUGUCAUUGGCUUAUUUCGAACGUAAAAUAUAAUAUAAAAUGUUACCAAGCUUUAAUGA
This is a messenger RNA of Mucor mucedo, 902 nucleotides long. RefSeq lists its product as uncharacterized. Bases 8 to 616 code for a protein of 202 amino acids. Gene Ontology annotation, cellular component: nucleus; cytoplasm; ribonucleoprotein complex. The transcript has 6 exons. The record is from RefSeq and is a predicted model, not a curated record. NCBI's taxonomy places the organism in Eukaryota, Fungi, Mucoromycota, Mucoromycetes, Mucorales, Mucoraceae. Gene Ontology annotation, molecular function: mRNA binding.